AUGAAAGAAGUGGGCGAGGGUUUUGCUUUGGUCGUAGUGUGCAUUUUCUCGCUUUUCGGUGAAUUCAAGAAAAAUGGAUUUAAAAAACAAAAAUUUACAAAUGAAGAUGAAUUGCUUAAUAUGCAAAAACUGCGAGAAGAUAGAGAAAUAAUAAUACCGAAAGAGAGUCUUGCGUUGCAUGACACUGGUGCUUCGGAAAUUAAUCCGAAAAGUCUUCGCACCAAGUUUCAUCAAGAAAUACUGAGAAAAAAGAAAGAGAAGUAUAUCGAAAGAAUCAGAGAAACCGCUCGGGCUGAAAUAUUAAAUUUUGAGGAAAAAGGUUUUCUUCUUCCUGAUAAUGAUGAGCGCACAUAUGCAAUUCGGCAAAACGAAAUUUGUGCCGCAGUUGAUCUUGCGAGUGCCAGUAAGCAUUUUGACUUGAUUUUGGAGAGAUUUGGUCCUUAUCAAAUCGAUUAUACACCUAAUGGAAGAUUUUUGUUGAUUGGUGGUAGACGUGGUCAUGUGGCUGCUUUCGACUGGUUAACCAAAAAAUUACUUAACGAAACUAAUGUUUUAGAAAGUAUUCAUGAUAUAAAAUGGUUGCAUGUUGAAACAAUGUAUGCUGUCGCUCAGAAACGCUGGACAUAUAUAUAUGAUAAUAAAGGCACUGAACUGCAUUGUCUGAAAAACCUUCAUGAUAUCAGGCAAUUGGAAUUUCUUCCAAGGCAUUUUUUACUUGUAGCUGGAGCCAAAACAUCAUUUCUGCAUUAUCUUGAUGUGUCAUUAGGUAAGUUAAUACAGUCUUUUCCAACGCGACAAGGACCUCUCGAUGUCAUGACUCAGAACCCAAAUAAUGCUAUUAUCCAUACUGGACAUGGGAAUGGCACGAUACAGCUGUGGUCGCCAAACGUACGUGAGCCCUUGAUAAAAUUACUCGCACAUCCAUGUACAGUGCAGGGUAUUUCAGUCGAAGGCCAUUAUAUGGCUUCCACUGGUCUUGAUCGAUUUCUUAGGAUAUGGGAUGUGCGAAAUUACAAAAGCUUAUUCUCGUAUAGACUGCCUUUUGGAUUAUCUCAAAUUUUUAAUGAUGCACAUUUGGGAGCUUCAGUAGAACCUUUUUUAUUUCAUCGUUGUGCUGAAACAGUUCAUAAUCUUCAGUUUUGUCCUUUUGAAGAUGUCCUUGGAGUUGGUCAUCGAAACGGUUUCACAAGUUUAUUAGUACCUGGAUGUGGUAACCCUAAUUUUAAUGCACUUUUAUCCAAUCCAUAUGAAUCGAAAAGUCAACGAAGAGAACGUGAAGUGAAGCAACUUCUAGAUAAAAUACAGCCCGAACUCAUUGCUCUUGAUACAACCGAAAUUUUUCAAAUCAAUACAGAUAUAAUGAAAGAAGAAAGUGAGAGAUUACAGAAAAUGCUGUAUAUAAAGCCAAGAGAAAUUAAAUUCCAACCGAGAAAUAAGAAAAAAGGACGCAGUGAUGCGCUAAAGAAGGAACAGCGCAAACAGGGAGUUCGUUCUGAAAUGAGAUUUGCGCAGAAUGAAGGACGCAAAAAGGCUGAACAGAAAUUCUUACCUACAAAAAUGCAGAAACCAGUUGAACAAAAAGUUAAAUCAGUGUUAGAUCGCUUUAAAAGAAGGGAUAUUUGA
This is a messenger RNA of Dracunculus medinensis (Guinea worm), 1623 nucleotides long. The record is from the annotation of a GenBank genome assembly. NCBI's taxonomy places the organism in Eukaryota, Metazoa, Nematoda, Chromadorea, Rhabditida, Dracunculidae.